CUGGCGCGUUACCUAAGUCAGACAGCAGCUUUUCUGUCCGUCCAGCUGGCUAACCGGGACAUUAUUUUGUAUUAACACAGAGGCCGAAGCUUCCACGUUUGAUUUAUUGAGCGGUUUGGACUAUUUGUAAAUGCGUGACAGUUGUCAAAAUGUUUGGAUAAGACCGAGCAAGUUUGGAAGUUGGGAGGAAUACUUUGCGGUUUUCGGGUGUCCCGAGAAUAAAACGUUCACAGUACUGAAGAGUUUCUGGAUUUGCUCGUCUAGAUCACCUUCAUUCACUAGAACGCCUUCUUUUUUUUCCAGCCAGCCACAGUCCUCCAUCAGGGCUAUGAGUGCAGAGGAGCAGGACCGGCUGCGCUGCCUCUUUCACGUCUACGACGUUGACAACUCCGGGCGCAUCGAGAGAAACGAGUUCCUCACCAUAUGUGCGGAACUGCAGGUGUCCGUGGCCGAGGCGGACCGAAUAUUUAACCGACUGGACGUUGACAACGACGGAACCAUCACCCUGCCGGAGUUCAUCAGCGGCUUCCGCUACGGAGAGGUCAUGGACUCGGACGGAGGAGACGUGUCCGCCGCUUGGGAGAACUUCGAGAGGAGGCUGGGCGAGCAGGCCAAGUUCAUCCCUAGGAAUGAAGAAGCAGCUACGUUGUACCAGAACAUCAGUCUGACUGAGCCCAGACUGAUAAAUCUGUUUGAGAAAGUCAUCACAAACUUCACCAAAAAGAUCAAACAGCAGAACUCAGAAAUGGAGAACCUGGCCCUCACUAUCAAACGAGUGCAGGACCAAGCAUCAAUGCAGCUCAGUGAAAUGGAUGAUGAGAUUGACCAACGCAUUCAUGCUGCUGAGAGAAAAAACACGAGAGAGGAGAAGCAGCAAACAGAGGCCGCACUGAGUGAAUUACGGAGAAGUUAUGAAACUGAAAUGUGUGAGCUGCAGUGUAAAAUCCAGAGGAUGCAGAUGAUAGAAGAGAACUACAAGAACAUCACUGUGAAAGACGAGAGCUCGGCUCUGAAGAAGAAGAUCAAUGAGCUAAUACUGGAGAACCAGCGGUUAAAACAGGAGCUGAUGAAGUCUCAGACCGAAGUCGCCUGUCUGCGCAGUGAGAUGGACUCACUAAAGACGGAGCUAACCGAUCAAAGCAUCAGCUUGGAACGAGACGAGGAGUUAAUAAAACACUUUUCUGAUGAGCGAGACGUCCUGGAGAGUCAGAUCGAGAUUCUGCACACAGCCAACAGGAAGCUGCAUGACAGCAACGAUGGACUGAGAUCUGCCUUGGAGAGGACCUCAAGGUCUAGUAACGGUGGAUCACCAGGAGAAAUAAACAGAAGCAGAAGUAGAAGCAUCUGUUACACAUCACCUUAUCCACUAUUGGACAGGUCAUUUCCUGACCUCUUCCCCAGGUUUGGCCAACAUAUGGAUGAUUUCCCUCUGUACAGCCGCCGGCCCAAUUGUGACACACUGGCCUUGGCCAUGUGUGACCCAGGCCUGAGGCGCAGACACAGCAGCGAGUGCGAGGAGGACAGUCUGCCUGAGAUCUACGUGGACAGCGGCCUGUCAACACUUAGAGGUUCACACAGAGGCUACGACUCAGAGCAGGAGGUCAAAGGUCAAGAAGAAGAAGAGGAAGAGAAGGAGAAGGAGAAGAAAGUGGAGGAUGACAACAAUGAUAGUUUGAUGGAGAAAAACUCUGACACUGAACCAGCAGAGACUCAGGACAGUGAAUCAGCAUUUGGGUCGGACAGCAGCUCAGUUUUGGACUGGAAGCCAUCUGAACCCAUUAGUGUGACCAAACCCCCAGCCCCAACUAUUCGGAAAGCCCUCAGUGCCAUCAGUGUGCAGAAGGAGGACCAGAACAGCACUGACCUGGGCUACAUGACAUCCGAGAAGGCCUACAGGAUCGUGUUGGCUGGAGAUGCUGCUGUGGGAAAGUCCAGCUUCCUGCUUCGCCUCUGCAAGAACGAAUUCAAAUUAAACUCCAGCACAACACUGGGAGUGGAUUUCCAGAUGAAAACACUAAUCGUAGAUGGAGAGCCCGUUUCACUACAACUAUGGGACACUGCAGGACAAGAGAGGUUCCGCAGCAUUGCAAAGUCGUAUUUUCGCCGGGCAGACGGUGUGUUGCUGCUGUACGAUGUCACCUGUGAGAAGAGCUUUCUUAAUGUUCGAGAGUGGGUGGACAUGAUCGAGGAUGUGUCCCAGGAGGAUAUUCCCAUCAUGCUCGUCGGUAAUAAGUGUGAUCUUAGACAAGAUGUAGCUAGCUGUGUUCCUACCAGCUAUGGAGAGAAACUGGCCAUGACAUACAACACUCUAUUCUGUGAAACUAGUGCCAAAGAUGGCUCCAACAUCCUGGAGGCUGUGCUGCACCUGGCCAGGCAGGUAACAAAGCAGGUUGCUUUUGAUGAGAAAAGUCACUAUCAGUCGCUGCCCAAUUUAGAUGCUCCCAGGAAGAAACCAAACUUCUCCUGCUGCACCUGAUCAAAUUCAUCAGAGCUGGACCUCAUCACAGGUGGGAAAAGGACUACAAAUGCAGAAACCUGCCAAACCACGAAAUGAGCUAUAAUCUCUGCAGAACUACAGUAACAGGAACAAAUCAUUGUUGUAAAUAACCAAAACAAUUUAACAUAUGGAUUAAGUGAGCAAACAAUUGUGGGAUGCACAGCAGAAUACCCGCUACUCUCUUUUUUUCAAUUCAAAGUUAUUUGAACAUGACUUGAGCUGUAUUUUAGACACACUUUUUUAUUUCAUCAAUAUUUAAGUCAGUGUAAACUUCUUGCUAUGUGAAACUUAUGUUAAUUUUUUAUCAAGCUAUUACACAUAUUUAAGUAAGUAAGUUUCUUUGCCCAGGCUGGCACUGCCAUGUUGUGAAUAUAUUCCAAGCUAAUCAUGGAAAGAGAAAGACAGCUGUGAAAGUGAAGUAAAAUGUCAGAAGAAUUUGAAUGUAAAACCAAGUAUGUGAGUAUGUUUUUAAAGUGACAUUAGUAUGUGAUGCUGACAAAUACCUGCAUGUGAUAGAGGACAGAUGUUAGCAUAUUGUAAUGGUGAGGAAAUAAGAAAAAUAAGAAUAGAUUGUUAUCUGGUUAUGAUAUUUACUGUGGCACCUAUCUAAUCUAAUCAAACCAGCCUCAAUCCUCUGUAUCAGGUCCUGAAAGGAAACACAAGUAUGUUGUUUGCGGAUGUCAAACUUUGAACUGCAAUGAUGGCCGACAUGGAGACAAUAAGAAUUAUGGGAGAACUUAAAGCAAGAGCUUUGUCGUCAUUCAUAAACAAUGAACCCUGGUGAAAUGUGUGGUUGUACUGUAUGAGACUUCACGUUAAUGUCACAACCCACUGUCUAUACAAUAUUACCCCGCAGUGUUACAUUCCUUAUAAUUUGACUUCCCACUGGGGAGGACUGUCUGUUAUAGAAGUUAUAUGUUUGGAGCUGAACGUAUAGCACAUCAUGAAUGCAUUAAAUAACUACUGUAAUUCUAUUUUCUGGUAUGAGUUAUGAAAAAAAGAGAGGUGGCAGGAACCAGAGUCCUUAUUUUUAUUCCUCAGAUGCAUGACUGUAAUUCUGUUUAAAUAUGUACAUUUAAUUUUAGCAAUAGAGUAUGUCUUAUUAUUAUUUGUUAAUAAUCAUAUUAUCAGCUUACUGAAGGGCAGUGUGUAAAGAUGUCAAUAAACUUUAAAUGAAAUGCUUGUUGGA
Molecule: messenger RNA, 3686 nt
Organism: Perca flavescens (yellow perch)
Lineage: Eukaryota; Metazoa; Chordata; Actinopteri; Perciformes; Percidae
Gene: rasef
Product: RAS and EF-hand domain containing
Exons: 17
Coding region: 131-2476 (781 amino acids)
Molecular function (GO): GTP binding; GTPase activity; calcium ion binding
Source: RefSeq, a predicted model, not a curated record